Messenger RNA from Rhopilema esculentum, 2594 nucleotides. Its product is annotated as adenosine deaminase 2. NCBI's taxonomy places the organism in Eukaryota, Metazoa, Cnidaria, Scyphozoa, Rhizostomeae, Rhizostomatidae. Gene Ontology annotation, biological process: adenosine catabolic process; inosine biosynthetic process. The record is from RefSeq and is a predicted model, not a curated record. Gene Ontology annotation, molecular function: adenosine deaminase activity.
UCCUGUUGUGUUGACAGUUAAACCAGGGGGAAUUCCUGGGAAAGCUCUCGCCGGAUAUACGCCAGCCAAUGAACAAUAGAGAAACGAUGGGAUAUCUCCGGCGCAAGCUACAUGGACUUCACACUGGUAGUUAAAGCUUGUUAAGAAACUGUAAGAAACUAUGGUAAGAAACUGCUUUCCACCCGGCAAUAAAAUGGAGAAAAUAUCGGCAGUUUCUUUCUUGCUGUUGCUUGGUAUUACAUUAGCUUCGAUGGUACCUUUGAACUGCAAUACCAACAGGCCCAUUUCAAAAGUUGGUGAUUACCUUGCAGAAAGACAAAAACUGAUUGCAGAGGACGCAGCGCAAAGGACCGGCCAACAGAUCAUAUUAACAGACAAGGAGAAAAAAGCUAACGAUAUAUUAAUGGCAUGGAAACGCAAAGAGCUUGAUGCUGCAUUUACGAGUGGAAAAUUUAUCGGAGCAGAAAGUUUCAUUACAACGAAGACCAAAAUAGUUCAGAGUAAGGUGUUCCAGAUUAUCAAAAAAAUGCCGAAAGGGGCAGAUCUGCAUCUACAUGACAUGACGGUGGCUGACUUCAAAUGGUUGAUUUCAAACAUUACUACUUUAGAUAGUUGUUAUAUGUGUUACAACAUGGCAACAAAGUUAACUCAAUUCAAGGUAUCAUUUAAGCAGCCAAACUCCACUGCAACUUGCGAAUGGAUAUCAACCCCAAUGGCAAGAAAGAAGUCUGGAGAUCCAAAGAAAUUUGAUGAAGAAUUGUUUACAAACCUCACAAUGACAAAUGGUGACCCAUCAAAGUUAUACCCAACACAAAAUGCACGUUGGGUUAAAUUUCAGAGUGUAUUUUAUAUUCUUUCUGGUCUUCUGGAGUUCAAAAAUGCAUUUUCUUGGUACUACGAAAAAGGCCUAGAAGAACUUGUGGAAGAUAACAUUCAGUAUGCAGAGCUUCGAGCAUUGCUAUUUCCACUUCACGAUGGGAAUGGCAAAAUAUACAGUGAUCCUGAGUAUGUGCUGAAUCUUUAUAAAAACGUGACAGACGCUUUUGUUGCUAAAAACCCCAAUGACUUUUUUGGGACCAAAAUCAUUUACACACAAACAAGAUUCUUGGAAAGGAAAGUCAUAGGCCAAGCUGUGCAGAAAGCUAUGUAUAUGCACAAGAAAUAUCCAGACCUAAUGGCAGGAUUUGAUCUGGUUGGACAAGAGGACAGAGGGAACCCUUUACUAUACUAUCUAAAUGAACUGUUAAUACCAGCUGCUGCUGGUGAAUCUCUUCCAUACUAUUUUCAUGCAGGUGAAACAAGCUGGGAAGGACAAAGUGUUGAUUAUAACAUUGUUGACGCACUGUUGUUAAACACUAGAAGAAUUGGACAUGGCUUUGCAUUAUCAAAACAUAAGGUUCUUAUGGACCAAGCAAAGUCAAAGUCUGUUGCAGUUGAAGUUUGCCCCAUAUCAAAUCAGGUGCUUGGCCUUGUUACUGAUAUGCGCAGUCACCCAGCAACUGUUUUCCUCGACCAGAAUUUCCCAAUGACAGUUAAUUCAGAUGACCCCCCAAUCUGGGGGGCAACUGGCUUAUCAUAUGACUACUACCACGUUUUCAUGGCUAUGACUCGCUACGACACUGAUAUCAGGGUACUUAAGCAGUUAGCACUCAACUCAAUUAUGUACUGUUCAUUAGAAAAAAGCAGAAAAGCAAAACUGCGUGCCAUGUGGACCAGAAAGUGGGACGAGUUCAUUAGCACUGUUAUCAGCGACUUCUCGUUUCCUACUUAAAGGCGUGGAAUCAUGGAAUCACUCGAUAGAAUCAAUCCAUAGAAUCACACAAUCAGUUGUUGAAACAGAAUCAUUUUGAAACCAAUUUCUAUUCCGCAAAUUGAAUUGAUUUUGGUGAUUUUCAUUGACAUGGCUGUUUGAAGAUUUAUAUUUCAUCAAACCUUGUUUUAAUUAACGAUAAUGAUCUUUUUGCUAAUGAUAAGUGAUGAUAAUGAUAAUGAUAAGUAUGAAAAUGUUGACUACAUGUUGGUAAUCUUCAUGAUUUUUAUACCUUUUAACUAUUUACAAGAUAACCUGUAAUUAUUAUUUAAGUAGUAAAUGACACCAAUAUUGAAAAUUUACAUUGAUUCGUUUCUUUAGCUUAAAAAAUCAACAUUUUUGUUCAACAUAUGUACUGUGGAGAACACCAACGUCUUUAGGCAAGUUCUAACGGAGAAUUGGCAGACCAAACCUCUUUCCAUAAAUAAAAAUGUUUAUCAAAGUUUCCAAGUAAAAAAUCCAGUACAAGAAAAAUUCCAGUUGUCGUUAUUUUUAUAACUAUAAAGACUUUUCUUUGUCAAAUAACAUCAGAUAUAUUUAGGUAUAGUUACAAAACAAAGCUUUAUUUUGUUGAACAAAUAUGUUGCGAGAGAGAUUAAAAUAUGAGAGAUUUAUCAAUUUUGUCAAAGUUUUUAUUGUAUAAUUUAUAGAAUAGUGAGAUUUUUAGUAGUUCAAUUUUAGAUUUGUGAUUAUGUUAGUAAAUGUACUGUGAUAAUCUAAAAGAUAAAUUUUUUACAUGUGUAAUUAUCUGAGUCUGUUAUUAUGCAUUUAUGAAUAUUUGAAA